GUCAAAGUCCUUGCACUCUUCACACCAGCAGCUCACCCACUGACCAACUUAUCUGGAAGGGUCUGGAUAUUUCCGUAAAGAUCCAUCGUGGCUAUAAAGGCUGAAGAACACUGAUGAUCAUUUGGAAAGAUUCACUUUACAAGUGUGAAGUCUUUAAGGUUUGAGCUGAAACCUUAGGAAGCUGAAUCCAUUAAGAUUCACUUCGGUAUCUUUAAGCCUUAAGUUAACUCGCUAGAAUUUUCACGUGACAAAGUCCCAAUUUUUUUUUUUUUUUUUUUUUUUUUUGAUGAAUUGAGAAGUUUUUUUCAAGACUUUUUGGCAUCUUAAACCAAUUGACCAAAACUGACGCUAGAAAUAACGACAUCACCUGCAAGAGUAGAUUAUUAUACGGGCAAUAAAAGUGAAUACGUUGGAAAUUCAUCAUGAGUAGCAGUGAGAUCGCUACAGUUUCAUCCCGGGAUCCACAGGCUUUCAAACGGACUGUAAAGAAGAUAAAAUGUGCCGCUAUGGUGGCCAAUUUGGCUAAAAGCUGGCAGGGAUGGGCUAAAGAACAUGCUGGCAAGCAAGAAGCCAUGCCAAGUGGCUGGAUGCCUUCAUCUGUGGAGGAGGAAGAUAAAAAAGAACGCAACCAUGUUGUUAAACUUACAGUUACCCCACGUGUAAUCUUAGCAGAUUCCAGUGACAAUAGUGAGAAUAAGAUCAGAACCUGCUCUGUAAACAAGACCAUUCAGCCAAAACGCAGUGAGUGCAGCAGCAGUGAUGUAGUUAAUGCCAUUCGUGGCAAGAUGGAGUCAGGUCCUGAGGAGACCAAGCCAUUCAUGGGCAACGAAUCACCAACACGGCGGCGGCAGAUGAGGGCACUACAAAGUGGAGAAGGAGGCGGGAGGAUACAGGACAGGAAACUAAAGCUCCAGGAGAAGAAGUUGGGGUCAAGAAGCAGCAGCGUGGACACAGACGACAGUGGGUUGGGAGAGGAAAGCGGGCUCAGCGACAACAAUGAAUCCAAAACCGAAAAUGGCGAGCCCCAGUCCAAAAAGCAGACCAACAGGCCAAAGAUUAAAAUUGCCACCACGGGUGACAUCAGAAGUCGCUGGCAACAGUGGUCUGAACAGCACAUGGAAGGCCAGAAGCUCAACCCCUUCAGUGAGGAAUUUGACUAUGACUAUGCUAUGGCCCAGCGCCUCCGCAAGGGUGACUCUGGCUAUGGACGACCGAAAGAAGGCUCCAAGACAGCAGAGAGGGGAGACAGGGCCCAGAAACACAUAUACAGGGAGAUGGAGGAGAUGGUCUGGAUUAUAAGAGACAUGGGCUUCAAGAAUAAAGAGGGUAGAACAAUCAUAACUUUUGGCCGUCUCUUUGACCGCUACGUUAAAAUCUCGGACAAAGUGGUGGGCAUUCUGCUUCGCUGCCGCAAACACAAGAUGCUGGACUUUGAGGGGGAGAUGCUGUGGAAGGGGCGGGAUGAUGAUGUCAUUAUUACCCUAAGGGAUUGAAAAGAUAUUAUGCACAUGCAAACGUACCUAUAAAUCUCAUACAUCAGAGCUCCAGUAGAAACGACUACUCAUGCUGAGCAUGCAAUGUCAUGCACGUAAGAAAAAUGUAGUAUCUUUAUAAUGUUUCGAAAUUAAACAUGCAUACAUAUCUAGUGUUUCACACACACACAGACACACACGCUAGAGUCAUUAGUUCUUCUCAUAUACCUGACAGAUUAUGGGGUGAAGGGAAGCUAUCUUUAGCUUGCCAACCAUGCUCAACUUGCUAACUAUGCUACAUGCUAGAAGCCUUAAGAAUCCAUCACAAUGUCAGUCAUGGUGGAAGGCUUUACUGAGUCUCCAGCUAAAGCAACAAGGACUUAUAGUUAAUUUCAUCUCAUAAUUCAUGACAGAAUUGACAUAGGAAGUCCAUGUCCGUUUAGCUAAUUUUGCUAAAAACAUGCAAGCAGUAAUAGCAACUUAGUGGUCUUGUUUAUUGUUUGUUUGUUUUCUUAAAUAGUUAAAAAGUACUUUAAUGAGACCAAUGUCUGUGUUUCCUUAGUUUGUUUUUAUUUGUUUUGUUUUUCGUCUUCUUUGGAAUGACAUUUUAAGACUAAAUAGUUAAAUUAAGCUAACAUUUACUUUUAGGUAGGAAUAUGUGACAUCUUUAGAAAUAGAAAUAAUGGAUAUAAAUGUACAUCAAACCUCAGUUUUCAACUAAAGUACUUACAAGCACACUACACCAGUCUUUCUUACAGGACUACAACCAUCCGUGUACUCUGGACCAUGCUCACUUUCUAAGAUUUAAUCUCCAGUAAAAUGUUUGGUCAAGAUGGCUUUCUUAUUUGCUUGACAUACACAACAAAAAUUAAUUUGCAAAAUAAUGUGAUUUUAUUUAGACAAGGGAAAGUGGCAAUAACAAGAAGCUUACAUGUACUAAUGUGAAUAAUGUGAAUGAGUUUGAAAAACUCUUGCAUAUUAAGUGUGUGUAAGGCGAGAUUCUUUAAAGUAAAUCGUUUUAGAGCAAACAUUUAGCAUACAUUAAAUGUUAAAAUGGGAUCAUCUCAUAUUGAAAUAAAAUGAAAGAGGUGCUUUAAAUGUCAAAUGUUUGCUUCUUUCAAAGUGAAAACGUGGGUGUUCUUACAGAAGGGCAACUUAAUAUAUAUGUAUUACAAAAACUGUAAACAUUUGUAUAAUGUGCACAGUUUUUUAGUUUUUAGUUAGUUUAUUUUCAGUAUUGUUGUGGUCAGAGUGGUGACACAUGCUAUGUGGAAGUAAACAAAGAAUAAAAAUUAAAUGCUG
Molecule: messenger RNA, 2774 nt
Organism: Oreochromis aureus
Lineage: Eukaryota; Metazoa; Chordata; Actinopteri; Cichliformes; Cichlidae
Gene: abraa
Product: actin binding Rho activating protein a
Exons: 2
Coding region: 423-1493 (356 amino acids)
Biological process (GO): positive regulation of Rho protein signal transduction; positive regulation of transcription by RNA polymerase II
Cellular component (GO): sarcomere
Molecular function (GO): actin binding
Source: RefSeq, a predicted model, not a curated record